AUGGCUGAGAAAAGUGUCAAGUAUGAUGAUCCUACUCAUUAUUUGCAUCUUCAUCCUUUCAACCAUCCUGGUAUAGUACUUGUAUCUCACCCCCUCACCGAAGACAACUAUGAAACAUGGAGUCGUGCCAUGCUUCUUGCUCUUCAAGCUAAGAACAAGAUUAAAUUCAUUGAUGGCACCCUCACUCCACCGGACUCACCCUCUUCCGCUGAAGCUCUACAAUGGUCUCACUGCAAUGGCAUCGUAAUCUCUUGGCUCCUCAAUUGCAUUUCCAAGGAUAUCUCUUCGAGUGUGCUUUACUGUGAUUCUGCUUACGCUAUUUGGGUGGAUUUGAAAGAUCGUUAUUCUCAAAUUAAUGGGCCUCGCCUAUUCAAACUCAAACAAGACACUGCUAGCCUUGUCCAAGGAUUCUAUUCGGUCACCGCUUACUUUGCCAAGUUGAAGAGUUUGUGGGAUGAGUUGUUAGUAGUGCAAUUCAACCCCACUUGUACCUGUGCAGCACAUAAAGAGAUACUAGCACAAUAG
Messenger RNA from Malania oleifera, 525 nucleotides. RefSeq lists its product as uncharacterized. The record is from RefSeq and is a predicted model, not a curated record. The transcript has a single exon. Lineage: Eukaryota; Viridiplantae; Streptophyta; Magnoliopsida; Santalales; Ximeniaceae. Bases 1 to 525 code for a protein of 174 amino acids.